CGCAUGUUUUGAAGGAUGAGCGCAGGACAGAGACCAUGGUUCCUCUUUCGGAAGUCCGUACUUCACGGCCUGCGCCCGGGGGUCACUGUAUCCCAACUCACACCGCUCGCCAUCCCAUCCCACCCAUUCUCUCGACGCCCUCUCUCCAUGGCGACCCUAGCGCGACUGACUUCGCUCUCGACGCAGACUCUGUCGCUGCUCCUCGAGCGGCAGCGGUUACAGUCGCUGGCGAACCCGAGCGCGAAUGCGCUCCACAUACCGCAGAUUGCGCGGAACAUGCAGCAGCUGCGCGCGGGCGUGCUCGCGCUGGAGGAGAAGGAGGGGCGGUCGGAGGCAGUGAGUUUACUGAGAAGUCAGUAUGAACGAAUGCGGAGUAUGCUGGGGCCGGAGGGGGGAGCGGCUGGCGUGGAGAUACUGGAAGAGCCUGCGAGCAGUGCUAGCACAUCGGCAUCGACGUCUUCACUCGAUUCCAAACCCUCUUCGCCCUCGCCGUCACCACAGCGUGGUGCUACGAAAGACCAUGCGGACGUCGAAACCGAACCGUUCACACCGUACACGGACGACCCCGAGGCGGCCUACUCGAAUGAGGAGAUGCUACAGAUGCAGCACCAAAUGAUGAGCGACCAGGACGUGCAUCUCGACCGGCUCUCGCACUCUAUAAACCGCCAGCGCGACCUCUCACUUCAGAUCAACGAUGAGCUGGACGUGCACACGGGGUUGCUAGAGGAGCUCGACCACGAGCUCGACCAUACCGGAAGCAGGCUCAGUGGCGCGAGGAGGAAUCUCGAGAGGGUGGCGAAGGGUGCAAGGGAUAACAGCUCAACGGUCAUGAUUGCGCUCCUGAUCCUGAUCCUACUCAUCCUCAUCAUCAUCUUCAAGACAUAACACUCAUCUGAACGCUUCUCGCGUCUUCCGGCUUGCAUAUCCCGCCGCUUCAUAUACGAGGACAUUCAACUGUGCAUACCUCACUUAUCCUAUGUAUUGUACGCUAGCGUAAUAUCUCUGGAACACAUGGAAUUGUUACAUAUUUU
Molecule: messenger RNA, 1031 nt
Organism: Rhodofomes roseus
Lineage: Eukaryota; Fungi; Basidiomycota; Agaricomycetes; Polyporales; Fomitopsidaceae
Exons: 4
Coding region: 16-885 (289 amino acids)
Source: RefSeq, a predicted model, not a curated record